AAUAUCUUAAACAUGUAUAUUUGAUCAAAUAGAUAUAUUUUUUUAUUGGAAGUUACUUAUUCUUGUAAUGGCUUAUAGAGUAGAUCAUGAAUAUGAUUAUCUAUUCAAGAUUGUCUUGAUCGGAGAUUCAGGUGUUGGCAAAUCCAAUAUUCUGUCAAGGUUUACCAGAAAUGAGUUUUGCUUGGAAUCCAAGUCAACAAUUGGAGUUGAAUUUGCUACAAGAACGUUACAGGUAGAAGGCAAAGUGGUAAAAGCACAAAUAUGGGACACAGCAGGGCAAGAAAGGUACAGAGCCAUAACAAGUGCAUACUACAGGGGAGCUGUAGGAGCCCUGUUAGUGUACGACUUAACCAAGAAGCAAAGCUUCGACAACGUUAACCGAUGGCUUCAUGAACUACGUGACCACGCAGAUUCGAACAUCGUGAUAAUGUUAGUUGGCAACAAGUCCGAUCUUAAGCAUCUGAGGGGUGUUUCCGAGCAGGAAGGGCAGUUCUUAGCCGAGAAGGAAGAGCUUGUUUUCCUCGAAACAUCAGCCUUAGACUCAACCAAUGUUGAGAAGGCUUUUCAAACAAUUCUCUUAGAUAUUUACCAAGUUAUUAGCAAGAAAUCUUUAGCUGCUCAACAAGCUUCUGGUUCUUUACCUCAAGGCACCAACAUUAAUGUUGGGGUUAAUAAUAUUUUUAACAAGAAACCAUGUUGUUCCAACUGAUACAUUUUUUUUUCUUAUUUUUUUUUUCUGUUAUUUUUUCCCUCUUAUGAUGUAAUUUUAUUUUUUAGGAGGGUGUUGAGUGAAAUUUGUUGCAAGGGAAGGAAUUGAAAGGAACUUUAUUAGUACCACAAAGACAUAAGUAGUGUUGCUUGAUAGUGAUAAAUUGUACAAGAAUAACAAAUCUUGAAAUAUUUGCAAGCUAGUUUGUCAAUUACUGUAAUGAUUUAUUGUGUUACUCCCUUUGUUUUUUUUUUUUUUUUUUUUAAAUUUUUUUCACGUAGGAUAUUGUUACAACUUGUAUUUUCAUAAUAUCAACUUUAUAUAUAUAUUUUUAACAAUUCAUAAUUAGAGUUAUUGAUAUAGUAUAUAAACUGAUUCGGAAUUCAAUCACCCGCUUAUGUUUUUGAUUGAAGUGCUCCUCAUAUAUGGUAUCAAGAGCUGCGUUGUGACAAGGGAUCAUGAGUUCAAAACUCAUCCACCUCUAACCCCUUUCAAAUUAUCAA
Messenger RNA from Chenopodium quinoa (quinoa), 1212 nucleotides. Its product is annotated as ras-related protein Rab2BV-like. The record is from RefSeq and is a predicted model, not a curated record. Gene Ontology annotation, cellular component: endosome. Gene Ontology annotation, molecular function: GTPase activity; GTP binding. Lineage: Eukaryota; Viridiplantae; Streptophyta; Magnoliopsida; Caryophyllales; Amaranthaceae. The transcript has 2 exons. Bases 68 to 709 code for a protein of 213 amino acids.